Messenger RNA from Oryctolagus cuniculus (rabbit), 12497 nucleotides. It is a transcript of the gene ZBTB1, whose product is annotated as zinc finger and BTB domain containing 1. Gene Ontology annotation, molecular function: DNA-binding transcription factor activity, RNA polymerase II-specific; protein binding. Gene Ontology annotation, cellular component: nucleus. The record is from RefSeq and is a predicted model, not a curated record. Lineage: Eukaryota; Metazoa; Chordata; Mammalia; Lagomorpha; Leporidae. Gene Ontology annotation, biological process: regulation of transcription by RNA polymerase II.
UCCGGCAGCUUCUGGCGCUUUGAAGCGGAUUGGGUGAGGGAUGGCGGUGCUGGGGACCAACUUCAAACGCGAUCGCGGUCGUCUUUGAAACGGGAGAACUCAAGUCUAUGAAACUUUUUUUUUAAGGUUCAUUUUAUUGAUUUGAAAGGCAGAGAGGGAGGGAGAAGCGGAGAAAAGCAUCUUCCGUUGAUUCUCUAAAGUUGUGUCAUUGCAAAUGGGUCUGGUCGGGAGAAAAUGAGAAUUGAGACAGGAAAAGGUGAGGCUGGCUGUCACGUGCUCAGAGCUUCAAGCUUGUCCUUUGAGGCCCUUGGCCGGGUCUUGACAGCGUGAAUGCCUUUGGGAGCUAGCGGGAGGCUUCGUCCUGAGAGACGCGUGGCCGGGGGCGCGCGGGCAGCGCAGCCUGCAGCAGGAGCUGGGGCCACGUUGUCAUUGCUGUCGGAGAACGGAGCAGGAUGGCCUGCACUGUCAAGAGAGACGGGACUGGGAGCGCAGCGGGCGUGAGCGCAGCACAGCCACUUACUCGUGACCUUGUGUUCUGAUUGCGCUUGAACGCUGUUCGGUUUCUGCAGGGUUUCCUGCGUCUCCCCUUCUGCCAGGCUCUGGAGAAGACGCGCCCCCCCCCCCGGCCUGUUUUUUUAAGAGUCUCUGUGCGCGUUCACAAAACCAUUUCCCUUUCUGCUGUGCAGGGGUGGAGGAGCACCUGCGUGCAGGCCUGUGCUUCCCUGGCCGGCUAAGCCUUUGCUGUUAACCUGGCCCAAAGGGGAGGAAAUCAUUCGGGAUAUAAAUGCGGGGGAAUUUCCGUAGAUUUUUAAUUUUUAGCUACAAUAUGUUGCCCCCCCCCCCCCCACACACACACCAGGAGGUUUAUUUGAGAAAUGUUUGGUCACUUUGGUCUUUAUAGAAGUUUCCUCCUGGUACUUUUCAUCUUGUGCUGGUCGCUCUUAUAGUGAAAUUGCAUUAUUGUAUGCUUUGGGAAACAAUUAAAAGUUAUGUCCUUUUUCUUAAAACGGAGAUAUCUUAUAAACUUCAGGCACUUUGUAAAGAUUCAACCUAUACUGAAGUACAUUACAUAUAAAAAUGAAAGUCCUUUUGACUCCCACUCUCUCUGGGAUAAUCACUGCGAACAGUGAAUUCCUUGUUGAACUUGAGAGAAGGCAGAGUUUGCUCACAGCCGUGUUGCUGUGUGUGCCUAAGGCCUGCCCAGGGCUGGUGUGUUGUGGUUCAGGGCUCGUGUUCUCUGUUCGCUGAGGGCAAGAAUUACCAGGGAAGGGGAAAAGGGGGUGUUUUACAUUGGGCUGAUCUGAAAUUCUGUGAUGAAGUAACAGGAGAAUUUAAAUAUAACAGGUACUAUUUUAGGUGCGCCCUGGUAGAGAACUUACGGUAGUCUGGUGGGCUAGUUAAUGUUGAAGUCCAGCCUCCGAUGGAUGUACACCCACUAGACUCAUUCAGACAGAGCCAAACCCUCCCAUGUGUAGAGAGUGCUGUAAUAUUACAGUUCGGAAGGAAGUCCUGGUUAUACUGGCCGUGAAGGCCACUGCCAAGUUACCCAGUGCUGCUCUGUGACCAGAGAUUGCAUGCUGAACUUCAUGGACAGGACGUUAGAAGAAACAAGGGGGGGGUGGGGGUGGGUCAGUGGCUGUGCUGUCCCAGAUGUGGCAAGGCAAGGACUGAUGUUGAGGAGGGGCGAAAGGGACUUCCUGAAUGCCACUCAUCAUUGGCAUCUUGGCAUACAUUUAAGGUAGAUUUCUGAGUAUACUUCGAUUUUGGCUUCUAAAUGCAUAGUCAUUUAUUAACUCAAAAGACCUUAGUCAAAGUACAGAAUCACUUACUCCUUCGUUUAGUGUAUUCAGAAAGGGUGAACUGUGGAGACCUUGGUGAUCAAAAACCUAAGCCUCAAAAUAGUCACACCCUUGAUUGUCUGAGGGUAUUGGGCGGGUAGUUUUUUAAUGUUUUCAAAUUAAAAUUGUUUGGAAAACAAAACUUGAAAAUUAAAGAAUUCAAUUAGCAACCAGAGUUCCUGUUAGUUGUCUAUGUGAGUGAAGUGCUCCAUCUCUACUUUAAAAAAAAUUUUUUUUGACAGGCAGAGUGGACAGUGAGAGAGAGAGAGAUAGAGAGAAAGGUCUUCCUUUUGCCGUUGGUUCACCCUCCAAUGGCCGCCACGGCCGGCACGCUGUGGCUGGCGCACCACGCUGAUCCGAGUCAGGAACCAGGUGCUUCUCCUGGUCUCCCAUGGGGUGCAGGGCCCAAGCACUUGGGCCAUCCUCCACUGCACUCCCAGGCCACAGCAGAGAGCUGGCCUGGAAGAGGGGCAACCAGGACAGAAUCCGGCGCCCCGACCGGGACUAGAACCUGGUGUGCUGGCACCGCUAGGUGGAGGAUUAGCCUAGUGAGCCACGGCGCUGGCCCAAAAAAAUUAUUUUUUAAAAUUUAUUUGAAAGGCAGAAUUACAGAGAGAGGGGGAGACAGAGAGAGUUUCCAUCUGCUAGUUCACUCCCCAUAUGGCCACAAUGGCUGGAGCUGGGCGGAUUCGAAGCCAGGACCCCGGAACCUCUUCUCUCACGUAGGUGGCAGGGGCCUAAGCACUAGGGCCAUCCACCGCUGCCUUUCCAGACGCAUUAGCAGGGAGCUGGAUCGGAAGUGGAGCAGCGGGGUCCCAACAAGCACCCAUGUGAGAUGCUGACGUCUCACGCGAAGCUUAACCUGCUGCACCACAACACCAGUCCCUAAAUCGGGACUUCAGGGAAGGCGUGCUCUGGUGGCCAGUGAAAGUCAGCAAAUGAAAGCAGAGAUGGGGAAGUGGCCAGACAUUGUGCCUGCGAGACAGGACGAUAAGAGAAUGACGCCAGCAUCUAGAUUCAUGGAAAAAAAAAAAAAAAAGGUGGCCCUGGAAGGCUUAAAAUAGUCCAGAGGGGGCACUUCAGUUACUAGUCAUGCCCAGAAAGAGAACUGUCUGCUUUACAACACUGAAACUUAGCGCUAUGAAUCAGGAGUCAGAGGCUUGAGUUGUGGCUGCUGCUCACAAGAUGAGCAGUUUGGGCUGAACUAACCAGUGAGCCUGAGCGUGUUCCUUUUAUCGUAAAAUGAGGGUAAUACCCAUCUCACAGUGGUUUGAGUGGGCUGCAUAAUGUAUGGGGAAAUACUCUGUACGUUUUCUUUUCUUUUUUUAUUUGCUUGAAAGUUAGAGUUACACAGAGAGAGAAGGAGAGGCCAGAGAGAGAGAAAGGUCUUUCACCCGCUGGUUCAGUCUCCAAUUGGCUGCAACGGCCGGAGCUGUGCUGAUCCAAAGCCAGGAGCUUCUUCAGGAUCUCCCACAUGGGUGCAGGGGUCCAAGGCCUUAGGCCAUCUUUUACUGCCUUCCCAAGCCAUAGCAGAGAGCUGGAUGGGAAGUGGAGCAGCUGAGACUCGAACCGGUGUCCAUAUGUGAUGCCGGCACUGCAGGUGGCGGCUUUACCCACUGUGCCACAGCACUGGCCCCUACUUUGUGCAUUUUCAACCACUAUAUAAAAGUUGCUGGGAUUGAAAUAAGCAAAAAAUUAAUAAGCAAAAUAAAAGUUACUUCAUUCAUUCAUUCAAAGAUUCAUUAAAAACCAACUAUAUGUCAGGCAACUAUUAGGAGCCCUGGAGUUGGGCAUAGUGAGUAAAACUGUCUCCUGCCUGCUGGCAUCCUAUAUGGGCACCAGUUCGAGUCCCAGUUGCUGCUCCACUUCCAGUCCAGCUCCCUAAUGCUCCUGGAAAAGCAGUAGAAGAUGGCCCAAGUCCUUGGGCCCCUGUAUCUGUGGGAGACCUCGAAGAAGUUCUGGCCAUUGCAGCCUUUUGGGGAGUGAACCAGAGGAUGGGAGAUAUCUCUUUGUAACUCUACACUUUAAAUAGAUAGAUAGAUAGAUAAAUGGAAGCCCAAGGAUUGCCUUAAUAAGACAAGCUCUGAGCUUAGAAUAAGGCAGGGAUGCCAAAUACUUAAUACCUUGAGUGUGGUGAUACGUGCAGCCUCCCAGUUUGAGACAUUAUUUGUCACUCUAGUUGGAGCCUAUAAGCAAAGGAAAUAAUACCAUGUGUGAAAUCAGAAAGGCUUUUUUUGUGUGUGCUAGGUGAUUUGGGAUUAAAGGGAAUCUUUUUUUUUUUUUUUAAGAUAUUUAUUUAUUUAUUUGAGAGGCACAGAGAGAUUGUCCAUCCGCUGGUUCACUCCCCAAAUGGCCACAAAGCCUGGAGCAGAGCUGAUCCGAAGCCAGGAGCGAGGUGCUUCCUCCUGGUUUCCCAUGCCGAUGCAGGGCCCAAGCACCUGGGCCAUCCUCCACUGCCUUCCCGGGCCACAGCAGAGAGCUGGACUGGAAGAGGAGCAACCGGGACAGAACUGGCACCCCAACCGGGACUAGAACCCAGGGUGCCGGCGCCACAGGCGGAGGAUUAGCCUAGUGAGCCACAGCACCAGCCAAGGAAUCUUAAAUCUUAAAUAGACGUAAGGCUUAAAAAUGAAGUUGUAUUACGCUUCUUAGAAUGAACACUUUUUAUGAUACUCUAUUGGUUUAAUUUUACUGAAUUAUAAUCAGAGGCGUGAUGUUUUCAGGAUUUGGGUUAGAAGUAAACAAAAUAAUUGAAGCCCCAGAGUUGGAAACGGUAUAGUGUUUUAAAAAUGUGUAGGAGCUCCGGAGAGAAGGGAAUUGGGUCAUCUCUCCUGUCGUCGUGGAGCUGCCUCCUGUUAUUCCUUCAGGAGCACUUACUGAAUACCUAGCAUGUUCCAGAAACCAGCAGCCAAAAUCCGUGCCUUCAGGUGGCUCACAUCCUGGUGGGGGAGACUACCACACAGGUCACUGUAAUAGCCAACGUCUUUCAUUCCUUUGUGUGUGUGUGUGUGUGUGUGUUUUGAGAUUUUAUUGAUUUAUUUGAAAGGCAGAGUUACAGAGAGGAGAGAAAGCUUCCAUCCACUGGUUCACUCUCCGAAUGACCACAGAGGCCAGGGCUCUGGGACAGGCCAAAGCCAGGAGCCGGGAACUCCGUUUGGGUCUCCAACUGCACUUGGGUGGCAGGGACUGAGGUACUUGGGGCACCUUCUGCUGCUUUCCCAGGUGCAUUAGCUAGGAGCUGGGUCGGAAGUGCAGCAGCCCAGACUGGAACUGUUGCUCAGGUGUGGGAUGGUGGUGUCGAAGUCGGCAGCAUAACUGGCCGCACCACGAUGCUGGCCCCCGUAGCCAGUUCUUAGCACCUGGUCAGUCACAGGACACUGCCGCGCAAUCGCUACAACCAGGAAGGAUUUCCCACCCGUCUGAGAUGCAGGAAUUGAAGAGGCCUACUCUAAGUCACAUGCACCUAGUAAGUGGCAGGGCCAGGACCGGAACCGAGAGAGUCAGGUUAGCCUGUGCUUGAAUGCCUACUUCGUGCUGCUGUUGUGGUACCUAAAGUCAAGUGUGGUAAGGACAAAGUAAUACCAAGACCUAAGAGGAAGGUGUUAAAGAAAGCUUUCAGGAGGAGGUGAUAAACUAAUUUCUUAAAUGAUACGUGGGAGGUUCAGAGAGAAGACCCAGUCAGCAUGAGUAAGACUGGCGCUAAGAAAUGUGUGAAGUGUCUGUGGGGUGGCAGGCAGUUUCAUGCUGGUAGAACAUGAGGUUAAAGCAGGAAGCAGCCCAGCACAGAGCAGGUGGUGGGCAGGGAGGGCCUGGUGUGCCUCACCAGGAAGAGCUCACACUUGAGUCUGAAGGUGCGCCAGGGGAACCACAGCAGAACGGCGUGGCCUGGUUUUGUUCUUCACGGAUCGUCUGAGAGCAAGGAUGGAUUUGGGAGACCAGCAAGGGGCCCGUGGUAGCACCUCAGGUCCUCGGCACCUCUGUUACAAUAGAGGACCAGCGAGGUGGAGAUGGGACAGACAGAUUUGAGAAUUACCGAGUGGGGAAAUGGGCGAGACUUGGAAGUCCAUUGUGAGGGAGAAUUCUGCUCAAGGUGACUCUCAAGCAGCCUGGGACUACUGAGGGUGGCUGCUGAGACAGGAGACGGGCAGGGUGAGGCGGGCCACACAAAGCCUGAGUCUGCAGAGUGAGUACUCGAGGUAGGUAGAAGUUCUGCAAGAGGAACUCGCUGUGAAUGCCACGUGCAGAAAGGGACUUCCUGAUGAAGCUGCCUGUGGCCUGCCUUCCUGAUGAAGCUGCCUGUGGCUUGCCGGAGCCUUCUGUUUCGACUGUGCCCUCUGGUGGCGGGAAGAUGCUACGCUGCCUCUUGAGAGAGGGAUGAAAAAUUUUAAGACUGCGUGGAUUAAAUUGUAGAUACCACAUUUCUUCUUCACUCCUGAAGCCAGGGAGGAAUAUUCCAGAAACCACUGUGUCCCUCCUUGCUUUCUGGGUGGACAAAUUCAACUCUUAAACCCAUAAUGCAGCUGAACUACAGAACACCUCACUCACUCACAAGUUACUUGAUUGGCCAUCGCAGCUGUCCUGUGCCUUGGCAUGAAGCAAAUGAAGAAAGCAGUCUGAUUGUGGAUCAGCAAAGCUCAGGAGUUGGAACUAUAACUCAUGGAACCCUUCCCCAGGUCCUCACUGGAAGCUAAAUUAUGAACAUUGAGUUUCACUGAAGCGGCGGGCAGCCAGGAGCUGAACACACCUUUUAGAAGUGACAGCUUGUUGGCUUGACAAGCAAAGGUGCAGAAAAAUACCAACCAGCUGCAGUUUCCGAAAGCAUUAGCAGUUUGAGGGCUUUUUGUCUAAGUGCAGGCAACCCUUGCAGAUUUGAACAGCUCCUGUAUUUCAGCAAAACAUAAUUGGUGCAGAGGAGAAAACAGGCAUACGUGGGGGCUGCAGUUAGAAUGAUGGGAAGAGCCCUCGACCAGGAUUGAGACCAAGGUUUUAUCCCUGCAGACUGCGUGCCUCAGUGUGCCUCCUCCUCCAUAAAGCAAUGGGUUGAACUUGGUCAUUUCGUGAAAAUUCUAUCAACACUGUUGGCAAUGAUGGCAUUAAUCCUCUUAAAAAUUAUACUGUGCACGGAUUAAAAAGGCAAACACUUGUCAUCUCUAAUUUAUACAAGAAUCCUAUAAGGAUUAUGAUAAUCCUAAUUUCUGUGGAUGAAAAUCAUAGGCCUUUCUAGGUACAGACCUUUCCUUGUGACCAAAGAAGCGGUAGAGCUGGUAUUCCGAGAGAGCAGAGACUGCUUCCUGGGCUGUUUUUUAAAUUCUUUCGUUUACCAAGCAUGUAUUAAGUGCCAGCUCUGUGGGAAGAAUGUGCUAGGCACAAGGAGCACAAAGGCCAUUCAGCCUUGAGGGCUCAGUGGAGUAGGCGCUGCUGGACAGUGCUGCUGAUACAAGGCAUACUGCAGCAUUGUUCGGCUGACAUACAGCUACAUUAUGGUUUUAGGAGACGCUGGGGUGUGAACAUGACCCUGAGCCAUUCAUGGCAUUGUUCCUAUGGGAAUGUGUGCUGCAGGUUCCAAAUAAAAACACAGCUUUGGCACGUACCCCAGGUAUCAUUUCAGAAUGUCCUAUACCAGGUACUGUAUCUUGAGUCCAGUAACAAGCCAGAAUGCCUUGUUUUUUUAAAAUAGUGAAUAAAAUUUGCUAGCCCUGAGCAUGCCCAUCAUUUAAGUGCCUUCAAAUAAAACUUUUGUCUUUAGGAACUUCUACAACUGAUUAAGCCUGGGCCUUUUAAAGAGAAAAUGGAAUAAUUUAAUCCAUUUAGAGGUUGGACUGUGUGCCCUGGAAAUUAGUAUACUAAGAAAGAAUUUUGCCAGUGUGACAUUGUUAUAGGUGACAAAAUCUUCAAGCCAUGAAUUUGGGCUCCAGGGUCAUGCUGUUUGUGUUCUAAUCUCUAGAAUUCCUCUCUUUAUAGCCUUAGGAAGUGUAUAUGAGGGGUCUUCAGUAAGUUUGAAGGAAGUACAUAUUAUUAAAAAACUAUGCAUAGAUUUCAAAGUGUUUUGCACUGAAAUUAACUUUUAAUUACAUUUUUCCGUGAACUUAAAAAAGUUUUUAAAUUAUUUUUUGAGAGACAGAAAAGAGCUCCUAUCUACUAGUUUACUCCCCAGAAGCAUGCAACAUCUGGGGCCAGGCCGGGGCUGGAGCCAGGAGCUGGGAACACAGACUAGGCUUCCCAUGGGACAGCAGGAACCCAGUCCCCGAGCCCUCGGCUGCCUCCCAGGGUUUGCAUUGGCAGGAGGCUGGAGCUGGGAAUCACACCCGGGCCCUGGGAUGUGGGAUGUGGGCAUUUCAGACCAGGCGGAAUGCCUGCCCCUCCAUGAACUUUGAAGCACCCACCUAGAACACGGUAGACCUGUGUUUAGUCUGGAAAAUUAAUCUUAUUAUAGUACCUCCUUUGUGGGGUUUGUUAGAGAGGUGUGUUAUGUAGCACAAGCACACCUAGUGUGUAUGUCUCCCUAUACAUCCACCUAGAAUAGAACCUGGCGAUAGUUAGGCUAAGCAAACGUUAACUACUUGAAUUAUUGUGUUAUAGUUGUCAUUUAUCCUACCUUCAUAAACCUCCAUCUACAAAGAAAUGCGUCAACCUUUCCUUCCAAUGCAUUUCUAGCCAAGUGGCACGUAUUCCUCGCCAGGUACACUUACACAGAUACCUUCCUCCUUGCUUUCUGUUUUUCUCUUAUUCAUUAAGACUUCACUCCUAAAAUCACUGGUGUGACUUUUAAAAUAGUGAUUCUGCUAUAAUUCAUGCUUUUCUUCUAAACUCUUGCUGCAGUUUAUUCGAUAUAAAACUGAAUUGUUCUCAUUUCUUGGUUUCAAAAAUUUUUUUUAAAGAUUUAUUUUGUUUAUUUAAAAGGCAGAGUUUUGGGGCAGGGAGGAGAUUGCUCGUCCAUCCCAUGGUUCACUCCCCAAAUGGCCUCAACAGCUGGGUCUGGGCCAGGCCGAAGCCAGGAGACCGGAAGUCCAUCCAGUGCUGAUACGGGAUGCCAGUGUUGCAGGUCUGUGAUUCCUAGAAGAUGGCGAAGCCCAGCCACAGCAGCUACGUCCUGCAGCAGCUGAACAACCAGAGAGAGUGGGGCUUUCUCUGCGACUGCUGCAUCGCCAUCGACGACAUCUACUUCCAGGCUCACAAAGCUGUCCUGGCCGCCUGCAGCUCCUACUUCAGGAUGUUCUUCAUGAACCAUCAGCACAGCACCGCCCAGCUGAACCUCAGCAACAUGAAGAUCAGCGCCGAGUGCUUCGACCUCAUCCUGCAGUUCAUGUAUUUAGGGAAGAUUAUGACCGCGCCCUCCAGUUUCGAGCAGUUUAAGGUGGCCAUGAACUACCUGCAGCUGUACAACGUGCCCGACUGCCUGGAAGACAUACAGGACGCGGACUGCUCUAGUUCCAAGUGUUCGUCCUCCGCGUCCAGCAAGCAGAACAGCAAGAUGAUAUUCGGGGUCAGGAUGUACGAGGACACCGUGGCGAGGGGCGGCAGCGAAGCCAGCAGGUGGUGUGCCGAGCCGAGCUCCACGGUGAACACCCCGCACGGCAGAGAGCCGGACGAGGAGGCCUUGCCGCUGGGCGGCUUUCCCGAGCCCCUGUUCGACGUGUGCAAGAAGAGCUCCGUGUCCAAACUGUCCACGCCGAAGGAACGCGUGUCGCGGCGCUUCGGGCGGAGCUUCACCUGCGACAGCUGCGGCUUCGGGUUCAGCUGUGAGAAGCUGCUGGACGAGCACGUGCUGACCUGCACCAACAGGCACUCGUACCAGAACCCCAGGUCCUACCACAGGAUAGUGGACAUCCGCGACGGCAAAGACGCCGGCGUGAAGGCCGAGUGCGGCGAGAAGGAGCCUUCCAAGAGCUGCUCCGCGCAGGCAGACAAAUACAGAGGGGACGCGGGCCAGGCCGCCGAGGACGCGGCCUCGGCGCCCGGCGGCAGGAAGGGCGGCGCGGCGGAGCCGGAGGCGGCGGCAGAGGAGCGCGGCCGCGCGGCCGAGCGCAAGCGCGUGGUCGUCAAGAUGGAGCCGGAGGACGUGCCGGCCGCCGAGCUGAAGGACUUCCACAUCAUCAAGGUGGCCGAGAAGGACUGCAACGAGUCCACGGACAACGACGAGCUGGAGGACGAGCCCGAGGAGCCGUUCUACAGGUACUACGUGGAGGAGGACGUCGGCGUCAAGCGCAGCGGCCGCAAGCCCCUGAAGCCCCGCAUGGCGCUGAGCGCGGACGAGCGCGGCGUCCUGGAGGCCCUGCGGGCCCCUCCCGGCGGCAGCCCCGCGCCCGAGGACGCCGAGCACGCCGCCUGCGAGCUGUGCGGGCUCACCAUCACCGAGGAGGACCUGUCCUCGCACUACCUCGCCAAGCACAUCGAGAACAUCUGCGCGUGCGGGAAGUGCGGGCAGAUCCUGGUCAAGGGGCGCCAGCUGCAGGAGCACGCGCAGAGGUGCGGGGAGCCGCAGGAUCUGACGAUGAACGGGCUCGGGAACCCCGAGGAGAAGAUGGACCUGGAGGAGCACGCCGACGAGCAGGCCGAGAUCAGGGACAUGUUCGUGGACAUGCUGGACGACUUCAGGGACGCGCACUGCCAGAUAAACAGCAUCCAGAAGAAGCAGUUGUUCAAGCACUCCGCCUGCCCCUUCCGCUGCCCGAACUGCGGCCAGCGUUUCGAGACUGAGAACCUGGUGGUCGAGCAUAUGUCCGGCUGCCUAGACCAAGAGAUGUUUAAGAGUGCCAUCCUGGAGGAGAACGAGAGAGACCACAGACGGAAGCAUUUCUGUAACCUGUGCGGGAAAGGGUUCUACCAGCGCUGUCACCUGAGAGAACACUACACGGUGCAUACUAAGGAGAAACAGUUUGUCUGUCAGACUUGUGGAAAGCAGUUUUUAAGGGAGCGUCAGUUGCGACUGCACAAUGAUAUGCACAAGGGCAUGGCCAGGUAUGUCUGUUCCAUUUGUGAUCAAGGCAACUUCAGAAAACAUGACCAUGUGCGCCAUAUGAUUUCCCAUUUGUCUGCGGGUGAGACGAUAUGCCAGGUGUGCUUUCAGAUAUUCCCGAGUAAUGAGCAGCUGGAGCAGCACAUGGAUGUUCAUCUGUACACAUGUGGAAUAUGUGGAGCCAAAUUUAAUUUGAGGAAAGAUAUGAGAUCCCAUUAUAAUGCCAAGCAUUUGAAAAGAACCUAAGUGAUUUUCUACUGUACUAAUGUUUUAGUGGGUAGCAGACAAAACACACCAAAGCAAAGGAUAUGAGCUAUUUAGAAAUCAAUUUAAGAUGAAUUGUUGGGAAAAUUUUUCAAGGCCCUUUUACCUUUAAAAUUUUUGUUUAGGACCUUAAGUAUCUACAUGUUAGGUGUUAAAUGUUUAUCAUUUUCAUUGUUUCUUACUAGAUUCUUUGUUUUUUAGUUUUUCAUAGCUAUGAUUACAGUUACUUUUAAAUGUAGAUUACUGGUUGGUACCCCUUUGGUGACUAUUGAACUUUAGGUUUUUUUUUUUUUUUAAAUCCAUAAGGUCAUUACUUCACUAUUUUUAUUUUAUUUUUUUAAGGUUAUCCUGUGAAAUUUUAAACCCAACACCAUUGGCCCUUCCUAUUUAAAUUAAAAAAAAUUUAAAGAAAUUAGUUUUUUGAAACUAUCCUAAUUGCCUUUAGUUUUCUUUUGUUGUUUUGGUUUUGGUCAAACAAUGAGUUGGCUACUUUUUAUUUUCCCUCAUUAUCAGUGAAAUUCAUAUUCUUAAAUUGACAAGCUCAUUGGGCAAGUUAGGUGCACUGAAUCUAACCUUUAAGGUUGACAUGGGCUCAAACUUGGCCUAAAAAGAUGAAUGGACCUGAGGAAGUUCCUAUAAAUGAAUAUUUCCUAUAAUUGAUAAAAUAUUAUCAUUUAAUAAUCAGAUUUAAAACUUAUAUUAAGUGUAAAUCCCAAUGACUUUCCCCCUCUUGAGAGAUUAGUGGGGAUAAGCCAUUUUGUUUUGUGAUGUUAAAUUUAACUAUGAUAGUUAAUUAAAAAGACAUAUCUUGUAUUCACUAAAAAUAUUUUAAUUUAAAAUAUUCCGAUUUCUAAAGUGUGUUAGUUUAUCAAUUAUUUUUUGUUUAUAAAUAGACUUUAAUAGCUCUCUAGGAAUAUGACAUCUAAAGAAAAAUGAUUUUUCACCUUUAAAAUUACAUACUUUUGGAACUUUGAGAUUUGAGAAAGCCGCCAUGUAUAUUAAUAAAUCUAAUAAAAUAAAGAAAUUAUAAAUCUGGUUGUUCUAUAAAAGUAGAGUGCACAAAAAUGUCUUGUGUCUUAUACUAUCCAACAUUUGGGGAAAAUGUGUUACAGCAAAUUGCAGUUUAUCACCAUGUUUUUUUUUUUUUUUCUGGAAAGGAUUACAAAAUUUGAGGACCAUAAUAUAAUCACAGAGCAUAUAAAUGGAAACAGGUUAUCAUUUUUCAGCUAAAGUACUAUUGUUGUUGCCAACUUUAGGGCCUAUAUCAGGUACAUGUGGAUUAAAACACUGGCAUAGCUGACCCACCAAUAAACACGUCUGUUGACUAGAAUGCCUUUUGAUGGGAAUGACCUGCAAUGUGACGAUACCCUUCUCGUAAUGAAAGGGAUUUUAAUUAACUUGUGUAUUUUAAAAUAUAAUUCUGUGAUUAUGAACAGUAA